UUCUGUAUUAUCGAUAUGGCUUAGGAUUGUUGUGCAUUGAAGAAUAAGAGCUUACAUUUUGUGAAAAUACUGUGAAUUUGAAAUAUUACUGAAUUUAAUUUUAUUGUUUUUCAUUGGUAUUAAAUAUAAUGAAGUUUACACAAAUUUUAUACAAGCAACACAUAGGUAGGCAGAUUAAAAAAUUAUGGUAUAUAAAGCGGGAACGCAAAAUAGGUGAUAGUAUGGUAGAACAGCAUUUAUCAACAUUGGGGAUUCAGGUGAAAGAUCCCUUGGAAAUAAUCGUACCAAAAAAAGAAUUACCAAGGUUAGAAAUAAACUUUUUGAAACCAAAAAUAGUUUUUGAUGAAACACAUCCUGAUUGGAAAGCUCGAGCGUGUUUGAUAUUUAAGGACCAUAAUGUUCUGCAACAAGGAGUUCAGCAAGCGCAAAUAUUAACAAACACUGUGUGCUUGUCACAGAGCUUUUCAAAUUAUAUCCAAGAUCCACUUCCACAUCUGCCGGAAUAUAUAGAUGAUGUAGUAAAAAGAGCAUUUUAUACCUCAAAUAUAUUUGAUGCUUCUCAAGAAUUAUUGCAAAAGAGAAAAGAUCCUAAAAGACCUGCAUGGGUGUUUCCCAGAGAUUAUGGCAUAACCGAAUGUAGAAAAAUGCGAAACUUGUCCAGGAAAUUCUUACAAAUCUGCGAGUCCUUAUCUGGUCUAGAUAUUGCACAGAAACGAUACGUAUUGUAUGAUGGGAUUACACAGUUAAAUUUGGAAAAAGAAUCAAAUCUGAUCCAGUUCAUCUUAAGAUCAGAUGUGAUGGUCAUGUCAGCAAGUCCUCUAAAGCCAGUAGAAAAUUCUAAUAGCAAUAGGAAGAUGGAACUCCCAAACAUCCAUCCAAUGCAUUAUACUAUUAGCUUAAACGAAACAAAUUUCUACACUACUGAAGACAUAUAUCCUGUUACAACAACAUCGCCGUGGAUAAACGCUCACACCAUUUUUGUGCACUAUGAUCCUGUGGAAGUGAAAAACCUGACAGGAUUAUCCGUGACAGAAGAUCAAAUUAUCAGUCGCAGUAUGAUAAAAUCAUACACCAUAGCAGCGUCUUGCGCACGGCAGAGGUUCGGCUCGUCGGUGAAGAAACUGCCAGAACCGAUAACUGUGCAGUGUAUUCAAUUAGAUGGGAAGAAUUACCACUUCUUCGUAUUUCAACUCAAUUCGUUAGAUGCCAAUGACGCCAGUGUGAAAAAUUUCUGGUAUACUCUACCAUCGUCAAUGCUUUACAAGAAAGCUCAAUAUGAUAAUGGCAGACCUGUAGUUGAGGAUUACAAUCCGGAAGUGUUUAGAAAAAUACUAGCAUUUUAUAGAAAUGGAAAUUAAAUAAAAUUGUUUAUAGAUCUUCUAA
Linepithema humile (Argentine ant) is the source of this 1383-nucleotide messenger RNA. It is a transcript of the gene mRpL37, whose product is annotated as mitochondrial ribosomal protein L37. Gene Ontology annotation, biological process: translation. Gene Ontology annotation, cellular component: ribosome; mitochondrion. NCBI's taxonomy places the organism in Eukaryota, Metazoa, Arthropoda, Insecta, Hymenoptera, Formicidae. Gene Ontology annotation, molecular function: structural constituent of ribosome. The record is from RefSeq and is a predicted model, not a curated record.